Thrips palmi is the source of this 5094-nucleotide messenger RNA. RefSeq names its product beta-1,4-glucuronyltransferase 1. The coding region runs from base 37 to 1467 and encodes 476 amino acids. The record is from RefSeq and is a predicted model, not a curated record. The transcript is spliced from 6 exons. NCBI's taxonomy places the organism in Eukaryota, Metazoa, Arthropoda, Insecta, Thysanoptera, Thripidae.
CCCCCGCCCCUCGGGGACCUCCCCGCGCCCCCCGCCAUGCUGGCGCGGCGGAACUGGCUGCUGCGGCUGUCAGUCAUCCUCAACGUGGUCAUCUUGCUCUACUUCGGCUCGCACUUCGCCACCAAGAAUGGAGCUGUGGUGCUCAUCGAGGAGCUGCAGGCGUCUGGGAGGAACCUGGCGUCCAUCGACAUGCCCAACCCGCCCCAGACGGACGGCCCCCAGUCCAACGACAUCAACCCGCCGCCUCCUCCACCACCCCCGCAGCAGUCGUCGGCGCAGGCCGCGGCGGUAGCGGCUGCGACGAGCACCACGCUGGGCGGCGGCGGCGGCGAGGCGCCCCCCACGGAGAAGAGCCUGCAGGACGUGAUCGCGUGCCACGACCGCACCGUGGAGCCCCGCACCGCCCAGCGCGGCGACUACUGGGUGCUGUACAACUACGUGACGGCGUCGGAGACAUUCCACUGCUGGGAGAGCAUCACCUACACGACGCACGCGGACUACACGUUCCUGGACAACCUGUCCCCGAUGCUGGAGCGGUGGCGCGGGCCCGUGUCGCUGGCCAUGUACGCGCCGGGCACGGACUUCGCGCCCACGCUCGAGGCCAUCAAGUACGCGAGGGACUGCGGGUCGCCGCUCGUGUCCAAGCUGGUGACGUUCCACGUGUUCUUCGGCGCGCGCCACGUGCCGCGCAUGGUGCCGCGCCCCGACCGCGCCGUGCUGCCGCCCGCCAACUGCUCGCGGCCCGCGCCCUGGUCCAACGUGACGGCGUCGUCGCUGUACAAGGCGCAGAAGAGCCUGCUGUACCCCGUCAACGUGGGCCGCAACAUCGCGCGCGAGGCCGCCGUGACGCACUACCUGCUGGCCUCGGACAUCGAGCUGUACCCCAGCCCCGGCGUCAUCCCGGACUUCCUGGAGAUGGUGCGGCGGCAGGACAAGCCGCUGGCGCGGCCCAACCCCAAGGUGUUCCCGCUGCCCAUCUUCGAGCUGGAGGCGGGCGCCGUGCUGCCGGCCAACAAGCGCGAGCUGGUCACCAUGCUCAAGAACGGCACCGCCAUCCCCUUCCACAAGAAAGUGUGCCCGGGCUGCCACAACGUUCCUAAGUCCAAAGAGUGGGUGCUCGCCCCGGAGAGCUCGGGGCUCCACGUGUUCCACAUCGGGAAGCGGCUGGGCUACUUCGUCCACUGGGAGCCCAUUUUCAUCGGCACGCACAGGGAUCCCCUGUAUGAUGAACGGCUCUCGUGGGAGGGCAAGAGCGACAAAAUGACACAGGGUUAUGCGCUGUGUGUCCUUAACUAUGAUUUUCAAAUUCUUGACAAUGCCUUUCUGGUGCAUAAACCUGGCAUUAAAACAUUGAAAAAGGAUCCUCAGAGAGCGAUGCUAGCUGGCAAAACUAAUGUGCUCAUCAGAAGAGUCAUCUUCCCAGAGCUCAAAGUGCUUUAUGGUACUCGCAAGGGCUGUGCUGUCUGACAUCUCUAUUAGUCUUGUCUCCAAGAGAUUUUGCAAAAUCAGAAGCAUUCUGCCAACAAGUUUUAAUUUAUGAUUUUAAAAGUGCAGCAGAAGACUUGUGGAAUUAGAUGUUGACUAUAUGAAGAUAAUUUUCUACUGCUUAGUGCUAUUUAUUUAUUCGAUUUUGCAUCUUGCUGAAUUUGUUUUCAACAUGUGUCUGUGAACUAUUAAGUCAACAGCAGUGUUGUUUUGCAACAGUUGGUGCAAUUAGUGUCAUAAGGAAAACUUUGAAUACGUCUUGGUACGUCUUCUGCUUCACAGGUGCCGUAAAGUGGAGCAGAAGAAAUUCCAGUGUUGUGAUAAUCGUAGUAUGUGCUUGAGAAUGGAAUGAAGGUCAAACGAUCUCUGAACUCAGCAGGAAAAGUGUAUUAUUUUUGUAAUACUUUUUUUUUCCCCUCUUAAAAUAAUAGGAAUGAAUGAUGAUUGUGUGUGUAUGUUUGUUUGUGUGUGAGUUAGUGUGUGUGUAACUUGUGACAUCCUUGUGGAGAGAAGCAGUUGGGAGAAGUCUGAAGAUGCACAGUCUUAUGACUAUCGCCAUUUUAGUUCCAGUCACAUUCAACUUUUUUUUUCUAUAGGAAUUAAAUUAUGAAUGGUGCCAGUUUUCUUUAUAGCAGUCAUUAUAUCAUUGUGACCUUGCUGUCUUAGAAAAAUUGGUAUUGAAAACAGUGCCUCAAAUUCAAUUGAUUUUUACAUAGAGAAUAUCAUAGCAAAUAUUUUAAUAGAAUAAGAAGUAGAUGUAAAAUUGUAAUUCUUUGACUGACAUGUGGUUCUGGUACCUUGAAAAUCAAAAUAUCCACCUUUGUUAAUUAAAGUUGUAUUCUAUCUAUUAGGAAUAAUUCUGACAAUUUUUUUCCAAUCCCCUAACUAAGCAGGCUGUUCAACAAUUUUUUAUUAGAAGAAUUUUUUGCCGUUUGAGGAGAUUGACUUCAAUUAUCUGUACCUCUUCCCCCCUUCCCUGUAAAAAAAGAUUUUGAACUACUAUUAUCCCAUACAGUAUGCUAUUAAUCCUCCCCCUUCCUCUGAAGCCUGCCCUUCCAUGUUGUUUAAUUAUGGGUUGUUACGGGACACAAAAGAUGACUGAUUUAUCUCUUACUUGUAUUGUCAAAUUAAUGUUUCUGGUUUGUAAUUUAUUGUUACGACACAUUUUUUUAAAUUUUGUUUUCUUUAAAGAAGAAGUUAUAUUGUCAAGGCGUUUAUUUGAGGAAAACUGCAAAAUUUUCUUUUAAAAUUUUGGGAAACAAAAGUGGUGCAUUCUGAAAUUUGGUGAAAAUGAUCUGUGCACGUGUUUACCCAGAAGAUUCCAUGGGAAAUGAUUCAUCUACGUAAUUAAUUUGCAUCUACAUUGUAUAAUGCCUUCUAAUGUAAAGAUUUGUCUCCCCAAUUUGAAUUUCACCUAGUGAGAGUAUAUUUUUGCAUAUAACUAUGUUUUACCAGUAGCACAAGAGUGCAGGGUUUUGUAUUUUUGCUGUCUGUAUGGCUUUUCUUCUCACCAGAGCCUUUACAAAAUUCUUACUUAUUUUUGUUUUGGUUUGCUUCUCUUCAGUCUCUCAUGCUUUUUCCAUAGACGAUUAGUAUCUUACUCUGGCAGUCCUAUUCGUGUUGCAAGAAGAUUUGCAUGGAUCAAUUUGUAAUAAAUCAAAAUUAGGUAACUUUUAGGUAUAUUCUUUUGUAGACACUCUUUCCUCCUCUGCUUCCCCCUUUAAAGAUUGUGCAAACUUUGUGAUAUCUGUCUUACAUACAUAUCACUGUUGAUUCUUAUGUCUGUCUGUAGUAAAUCAAAAGACAUUUUCAUUUCUUGAUAUAAUUUGAGUGAUUCUCCCUGUGCAGCUAUACAAUGCUUCUGAAACAAAAUGUAUGAAAAGGAUCCUUUCCAGAACCUAACGGAUAAUUUUUGCCAAACAAACUGCUUUAUUUAGUAAUUCAACGAACACAGAUGGAAAGUAGUUCAUGUGGCUCUAUUUGAAGUUGAGCUGUUUCAUCUAGUCGUUAGUUCAGUUCAGGAUUUUUAUUAUCGGUCCCUAGUACUGAUCUGGGAAACUUGCAGCUUGUAAGACACAAUGCCAGACGAACUACUGUCAUGUUUCUCAUCAUAAACAGUGUUUCUUUGUAUUUUGAUUUCUCGUUUGGCUUCCAAAUAUGUUCUGACAUGUUUGUAAGCUUUGAAUUCCCCUUAAAUGUCCAAAAGUUUUGGCAGAGAAUUGAUUUUGAAAAACGACACAGGCUAUCUGUAGUAGUUAGUGCUCAUGUUUUGUUUAAUGUAUCAUUUGCUCAAUUUUUUUUUAUUUUUUUUAGUUUGAUUUGAUGUGGCUCAUGAAGCUGUAUCAGUUUUAAUGUCGUGUUAGUAUGGUUCUUUGAUGGCUUGGAAUCUUAGAAGGCUUCUUCGUCAUCAGGCUGCAAAGCUGGUCUGGGUAUUUGUUCAGAUGUAAAUCUUUGUAUUAUUAUGUUAAGAUCCAUGCAGUUCUUCAAAUGUAUGAGAAAGGAUACACCUUACCAUUUUUCAGUUAGCAGUGAUUCUUCUUGUCUAGUUUAUAUUUUUGUACUUUCAAAAUUUGUUUCUGGUAUGGAAUAUUUUGCAUGCAUUAUUGCCAAGUUUGUAAACCACGAAUUCAAUGAGAUUUUAAUUCUGAGAUGGUAUGUGGUAUCAAACUGACAAGCUCUUGUUAGGAUAAACUAAGUGGUCUGUUCUAUAGAAAAGUUUGCCAACACAGCUUGCUUUACCCUAGAAAUUUUAGUAUUUACCUUUCCAAGUGCCAAAAUGAAGUAAGACAGUGUAACUUCUCACAGCUCCAUUUUUUUCUUCGAGUUUUAUAAAUUAUUAUUUUGUUGUUGUUAGAAGAAGAAAUAUUAUCCCUUUUGAAGUGAUGCCUUCCAUUUUAGUUGACCAAUGACAAGCUCAAAUGCAUCUGAUAGUGCAUUAAGUUGUGUUGACCUAUUCCUGCAAUCAUCACAACUAUCCAAACCACCAAUAUGUGAUUGUUGUGUUUUCUGAAAUUACAUCAUGAUAUUGUAAGAUUAUGAAAAAAAAACAGGCAGUGGUCCUGCAAGUUGUGAUAAUUGCAGACCAACUGUAGGAUUUUGAAAGAUGUUUUGUUUAGUUGAUGUUCCUAUAUGAGUAUACAUAUGGAGCCACUUCCCAGUUGCAAUCCUUGCACUGUGUGCAGAAUGUACAGCUGAUAUUUUCUGUACUCUUGUCUCCUUGCAGAGUUCUUGUAAUUGUAGCUAGCUAAAGUAAAUUUGUUAAUUUUAUGGCACUGUUAUGUUUGUUUUAUUUUGUUUCUUAUGUAUCAAAAAGCAAUAGUUUGACUGAUUUGUUCUUGUUAAAGGGAUUGUGCUGGUGCUGAAUCAUGAAUUUUUAAUUUUAUAUUAACUUGAAUGAUGACAUUCUCAAAGGAAAAUAUUUAAGUGCUUCAUAUGACUUGUAAAUUUUGUUUUGUCUCAAAUUGGUUACUUGAUAAUGCACCUAGCCUUCCCAUUCCUUUACAGUUUUGGUUAAUCUCUUGUAGGAUUCUUUCAUAGGAUUUCUUUUUCUUUAUACUUCAAUGUGAUGCAAUGAAAUUUAUUUAAAAUAAAUGUAUAUUUCUUUAUGAA